Hylaeus volcanicus is the source of this 1842-nucleotide messenger RNA. Its product is annotated as eukaryotic translation initiation factor 2D-like. The transcript has 4 exons. Gene Ontology annotation, molecular function: translation initiation factor activity; RNA binding. Lineage: Eukaryota; Metazoa; Arthropoda; Insecta; Hymenoptera; Colletidae. The record is from RefSeq and is a predicted model, not a curated record. Gene Ontology annotation, biological process: translational initiation; formation of translation preinitiation complex. The coding region runs from base 1 to 1842 and encodes 613 amino acids.
AUGCCUGGACGUAGCGUCUUAGGGAAGAAAGAUUGUAAAAAACUUUUUGCCUACAUACAUGACAAAAAUUUUAAUUUGGAUGGAAAAUCGGAAAAUGAAUUGAUGAACAUUUCUGAAGAAAAUACUUUUAUAAAAGUACCUCAAACUAAAAUAACUGUUUAUUAUAAUCAUCAAGGCAACCCCAUGUUUUUUAAAGUGGAUCAACAUGUUGAUCCUGGAUUUUUCUAUAUUCCUACAAUUUAUGCUUUAAAACAGAUACCUCAUUUGAUCCCUUGCUUCACCAUUCAUCCUGACGUGAGUCGUUUUAUUCUUGGAGGGGCCGAUUUAAUGACCCCUGGAAUCAUGUUAUCCAAUAAUGAUAAACUACUUUACCCUUCUCAAUUUAAUAAAGGAGAUGUGUUUGGAAUACGUAUUCUUGGUAACGAAAUACCCUUUGCUGUUGGUGUCACGUGCCUUGAUCACACAUUGUUUCAACAAGGGAAAGGAAAAGCUUUAGAAGUAUUUCAUGUAUACGGAGAUGCUCUUUGGGUGACAGGGACUGAUGCUUCCAGAAUAUUGCCGAAAGGGAUACUUGACAUGGGCGUGGGGUCAAAAUUAAGCGUUGAUGAACCUGUUGGGGAUGUAGAAGUGCGGAAACAUCCGGAUGGUCUAGUGGAAAAGGAAGAUUCCAUUGAAAAAGAACAAAAAAAGGAGAGCUGUGAUGAUUGUAUGAUAGAAUCACAUACUAUCGGAGAAGAAAUGAUCAAAGACAAAAUGAAAGAGAAGGGUUCUAAAGUUUUUACUGAAGUUGAAUGGCCUGUUCAAAUCAUUGAUACAUUUUUAGAAUUGAAAAAAGAAAAUUGUACUGUAGAAUGUCUUACUGAAGAAGAUUACAUUAUACAAAGUCGUAGUUUGUGUCAAAGCAUACCUGGUUUUGAUCUUGAAAAAGGCAAAGAUGUGAAGCUUCUAAUCCUUCGUAAGCUAAGAGAUAGUGAGAGCUUGAAAAUCGUCACAAUUCAACGACUGCACCCUUUAUACGUCAGUUAUGCUAAAAUUCAUCAACAACUAGCAACUGAUUUCAAUAAACAAAAUUCACAUUCAUUUAUAAACUUAAACACAACAUUCAAAGCUCCCAGUAAAAAUUUUAAAUUCCCAGUGCUUAAGAAUGAAAUUGUAGAACAGCAAGACAAUAAAGUAGAAGGAUGGUGUGUUAUAAAACUUUACCAACCGAAUUCCUGUAGUCUUAGUAUUUUUAAAGAAAUCGGUAUCGUACCACGUUAUCUAAAUAAAUUUUAUGAUAAGUCUCAAUGUUUUGAAGCUGUAGCCGCCUAUAUAAACAAUCAUAAACUUUUGAUAAAGCAAGACUCAGGAACAAAUCAGGUCAUUUUAGACUCAACAUUGAAAAGUUGUGUUUUAACUCGGAAGCAUAGACAAAAAACUAAAGAAGAUGUUCCUAUUCAUCUUCCUUAUCAAGAUGUUCUGAAUCAAUUUCUGUCUCUCUUAUCCAUUUAUCAUGGAGUUUUUAUGCAAAGAUCUACCGAUUCCAAUGAUAUGAAUCAGGAGAAUCUUCGAGUGUAUCAAGGUGAAAUGAAAACAAUUCAUAUUAAAGAAGAAAAACGUCAAGGAACAAAGUGCAUUACCACAAUUCAAAAUCUUUAUCUAUUCGAUGUUGACGCGAAACGACUUGCGGAAUUAUUGAGACAAUCGGUAGCCGCUUCAGCACGUGUUGUUUGCGCGAAAGGUACGGAGACCAGCAAAAUUGAAAAUUCUCUUGUCCUUAUUCAAGGCUCCAGUUCUAUGGCUGCGAUUGACAUUCUCACUCAGCAAUUUGGUGUUCCAAGGAAAUAUAUUACAAAAUCAUAA